AAAAGAAAAGCAAUUGCAUAAUCUUGCCGCAAUGGGAGCCCCAGCCUACCUAUCCCCUCGCUUCCUCCCCCUCCACCACACCGCCCACAGCCUCAUCUCCGGCGAACCCAACAGCCGCCCACGGCUGCACAUGUCAGGUCCUCUCGCGCUUAAAUCCGGGUCCAGUCCUAACGAUGUCGACGAGCAGCCCCUGCCUUCGCGACGACACGCGUAAGAAGCAGAGCAACAACAAGAGGCAGCUCGUAAUCGCCUUUCUCCUCCGCGCGCUGCUGCUCAUGUGCGUGGCGUUCCGGCUGGCCGCGUCGCUGACCCGCGCUUUGUACACCGUGGCCGUAGGCAGCGUCGGGCUCCUCUUCGCGGCGGCCAACGCGGCGUGCCUCCGGUGCAUCGACGGGCGGAGGAGCGUGACGGGGACGGCGUGCGGAGAUUUUGUGGUGGCCGCCAUGGCGCACUCGUGGAGGGUCCUGCUUCAGGGGAUCACCUCGCUGGUGUUCCUCUGCGCUCACGCCGAUGAGUAUGUCCGGCCGCCGCCCAGCCCGCUCGUGCUCGUGCCGCACGACAAGCCGGCGGCGCAUCCUCAGCAGGUGCACAUUUCGAUCGUCGGAACAAACCACAUGAGGAUCUCCUGGGUGACCGACGACCGGAGCGCGCCAUCCGUGGUACACUACGGCACCUCCCGGAGCAACUACACAUCAUCGGCAACAGGCUCCCACACAACGUACCGCUACUUCCUCUACAAGUCCGGCGCGAUCCACCACGCCACGAUCGGGCCCCUCUCCCCCGGCACGGUCUACUACUACCGCUGCGGCGACGCCGGCGACGAGUUCACCCUCCGGACCCCUCCAUCAUCCCUCCCCAUCGAGCUCGUCGUCAUCGGCGACCUCGGCCAAACCGAGUGGACGGCAUCGACUCUAUCCCACAUCGCUGCUGCCGACCACGACAUGCUGCUGCUCCCAGGUGACCUGUCGUACGCGGACACGUGGCAGCCGCUGUGGGACUCGUUCGGGCGGCUCGUGCAGCCGACCGCGAGCUCACGGCCGUGGAUGGUCACGGAAGGGAACCAUGAGAUUGAGACUCUCCCCAUCGUUGAGUUUGCGCCGUUUGUCGCUUACAAUGCGCGGUGGCGGAUGCCGUAUGAGGAGAGCGGGUCGGCGUCUAACCUGUAUUACUCCUUUGAUGUGGCUGGGGGUGAAGUUCAUGUUGUGAUGUUGGGGUCUUAUGUGGGGUUUGAGGAAGGGUCGGAGCAGUAUGUGUGGCUGGAGAAGGACCUGCUUGCCCGGGUGGAUCGCCGGAGGACGCCGUGGGUUGUGGUGUUGCUGCAUGCGCCGUGGUAUAAUACUAAUCAGGCGCAUCAGGGUGAAGGGGAGAAGAUGAGGGUUGCCAUGGAGAGGCUCCUCUAUGAGGCUCGUGUCGAUGUCGUCUUCUCCGGCCACGUCCACGCCUACGAGCGCUUCACGAGGAUCUACGACAACGAGGCCGACAGCCGGGGGCCGAUGUACAUCACCAUCGGCGACGGCGGCAACCGAGAAGGCCUUGCAAGCAAGUUCAUCAAGGAUCAUAAGUCGGCUCACCUGUCGGUGUUCCGAGAAGCGAGCUUCGGCCACGGGCGGCUGAGGAUCGUCAACGAGACGAGCGCCGUCUGGACUUGGCACCGCAACGACGAUGAGCACGCCACUGUACGGGACGAGGUCUGGCUCGAGAGCUUGGCGAGUCCGAAGCCAGCCAUGGUAACCGUCGUUCGCCGCGGCGAUGAGUUGUAGGAUAUGGAUAUCCAUGUAUCUCCCGGUCUCCCCACCGCUGUUUUGUGGAAUCAUCGUGCUUUAGAUGGGCCUGUUAGAAUUGCGUCCCGAAAUUUCUGUUUCAUUGGAUUGUUCGCUGCUCAGGUCAAGAACAUUCGGCUUUUCACAUUGUAAAACUAGAAUAUCUCAACAGCAACAAAAUUAGUAUUUUUUCCGAUA
Messenger RNA from Brachypodium distachyon (stiff brome), 1958 nucleotides. Its product is annotated as purple acid phosphatase 22. The transcript has 5 exons. Bases 174 to 1760 code for a protein of 528 amino acids. The record is from RefSeq and is a predicted model, not a curated record. Lineage: Eukaryota; Viridiplantae; Streptophyta; Magnoliopsida; Poales; Poaceae. Gene Ontology annotation, molecular function: protein binding; metal ion binding; acid phosphatase activity.